AUGCGCUGGGGAGUUAGUAUAGCUGGUAUGCCAUCACCGGCCAGGACCGCUUACUACACCGUAUUAUGAUAAAAUAAGCAAGUGUACCUGUUUCUAAUUGCACAUGGCUCACAGAAUAUGCUGGAGGGUUGCGGCUGUCAGCUCUCGUUUUUUGUGGAGGAGUUUAAUACUCCCUGAUAAUUGCUUUCCGAGAGGUCAAUUCCGCCUGCCCAGCUUUGUCAACAGUCACGACCGAUUCCCGAGUACAAGGUUGAUUGUUGUUAGAUUCAGUACAAGACCACUGAGCACAGAUGUGAGCUACGAGGAGCUAAAGCAAAUCGUGGAUGGACAAGACAAAGCAGUCAUUAUAGAUGUCAGGGAGCCAUGGGAGCUCAGGGAGUAUGGAUCUAUCCCAAGAUCCAUCAACGUACCCCUGGGCCAGAUAAACACCGCUCUUCGGCUGGAUGCAGAGGAGUUCCAGGAGAAGUAUGGCGGUGAAAUGCCACAGCCAACUGACAACAUAGUGUUCACCUGUUUGGCGGGAGUCCGCAGCCUAAUAGCACUGGAGACCGCCACGUCACUGGGAUACAAAAGUGUUCAACAUUAUCCGGGUGGAUGGCAAGAGUGGGUGACUUGUGAACAGAAGAAUACACCAUAAGUUACAUCUGGAUAUUUCUUGCAUAAUUUGUACCAAAGAUGUACUAAUUUAAUUUUGAGUUGAUCACAUAAUGUUGAAAUGUCUUCUCAACAAGUCCAUCUAAAACCAGUCUUAAUGUGAGUGUGCUAAAUAUACUAACUAUGCAAAGCCAGAGCCAUUGAGCGAGAGUUAGGCUGUACAUGGUCAUGAAGCAUGACUCUAUAACAUUUACUUGUAGAUAAUGCAAACUAUGAUUAUUUGGACAUCAGUAAUUCACAAACAGUGCCUCUUCUUCUAUGGUCCUAAUGCAUUGAGUGGCUAAUCGUUUCUCAAUUUUUAAUGGCUUUGUCAGAAUCCCUUUUAAACUGUGACUGUGGCCAUACAAUUCUCAAGUAAUUAUGAUUUCAACAUUUGAAAUAUUUUUUUGUAUAUAAAUAAUGGCUGAUUACCGUCCAUGCAGGGACAAAAAUAAAAUUAGUUUUCAUUA
Molecule: messenger RNA, 1103 nt
Organism: Periophthalmus magnuspinnatus
Lineage: Eukaryota; Metazoa; Chordata; Actinopteri; Gobiiformes; Gobiidae
Gene: tstd3
Product: thiosulfate sulfurtransferase like domain containing 3
Exons: 4
Coding region: 104-637 (177 amino acids)
Cellular component (GO): mitochondrion
Molecular function (GO): thiosulfate-cyanide sulfurtransferase activity
Source: RefSeq, a predicted model, not a curated record